Molecule: messenger RNA, 825 nt
Organism: Dreissena polymorpha
Lineage: Eukaryota; Metazoa; Mollusca; Bivalvia; Myida; Dreissenidae
Product: NXPE family member 4-like
Exons: 1
Coding region: 16-798 (260 amino acids)
Source: RefSeq, a predicted model, not a curated record
ACACACAAUUUGUUUAUGAAGAAGCCUUUAUGUAAACAGAUGCGAAAAGGAUUAACUUGGGAAAACAUAACUAAUAAUAUUAACGGAUUUUGGCUGAAUAACACGUGGAGUUUAUUAAAUUGCAAGUUGUACAUAGAACAUCAGACCAACACUUACAGGAAUUGUUUAAAAGGAAAACAUAUGUAUUUCUUCGGGGAUUCUAUUGUCAGACAGUAUGCGGAAUUUUUCACGAACGUGGUGCUUGAAACAAGGCCAGACAUAAAUCUUCAGGUUUUUGGUAAAAACAACACCUACCACUGGCGCGAAACGUUUUCAAACUUUGAUAUAAAUGUGACAUAUUUAAAGCACGCAAUGCCAUUCUAUAAUCCAGUAGUGCCUAUUCGCGGUAUAACUUCAGUGUAUUCUGAGCUUCAAAUACUGAGUAGAAGUAGCAUACCUGGUGACAAGUUAAUAUUUUUGUUCUCUUUCCAUGCUCAUUUUCAGUCUUUUCCAAUAUCCGUGAUCAGAGAUAGAAUCCGUCGACUUGUGAAAAGCAUUCGAGCAUUCUUGAUCUUAAAACCAAAGGCAUUAUUCUUCGUCAAAGGUCCCAAUUAUUGCUUCGACGACACUCACUGGUUUGAUAACACUCUGACUAUGGUCUACAUAGAAAUAUUGCAGCAGGAGUUUGAGAGUCUUCACGACAGAGUUGUCUACCUUGACACGUGGUCCCUGAACGUGGUACUCGAGACUAGAAAUAUCCAUCCGGGUCCCGUGACACUGCAAAACCAGAUCAGGCACUUUAUGGCAUACGUUUGUUAAACAGUAGUCUCAGGUGUGACACCUUGU